AUGACUUCUUUUGGUUUUGGGCUUAGUGAAAUAAUUAGUAUACCAUCAGUUUUUAAAGAAAAUAGCACUAACAGUACGUCAUUUACUGAACAUACAGUUUGGUGUAUUGAUUGGCGUCCGUCACAACAUUGGAUGUUUCAGAUAGCUAAUGUUCUGUUUUUUGUAUCAUACUCUGUGCCAACUAGUUAUUGUGGCAUAUUAUUUAUGCACUCAACAUUAAUUGCAGGUUUUCUUAUACUCAUUACUUGGGCAUGGAGAAUAGUGUGUGCACCUGAUUUAUUUACUUGGAAUUUAUGUUUUCUUUUUAUUAAUAUUCUACAACUAAUUUAUCUUAUUUAUCAAAGAAGACCGAUUAAUUUUAAUCCAGAACUUGAACAAAUUUAUCGUAACAUGUUUAAGCCUUUCAAGAUUACUAGAAUUCAAUUUAAGAAAUUGGUGAGUGAACAAUUUGCUCAGAUUGUUACCUUACACAUAGGUGAGGCUUAUGCUAUGCAAAAUAUCACAAAAACUGAUAGACUUGGACUGCUUAUGUCUGGAAAAGCAAAUGUUCUACAAGAUCAUCAACUUUUACAUCCCAUAGGACCGUGUGAGUUUUUGGAUUCUCCUGAAUUUGAAAGUAGAGGGUCUUCCGAAGACAAAUUUAAGGUUUCAGUAAUUGCUGCAACAACUUGUCGAUAUAUAUUUUGGCAAAGAUCAGCAUUAGAAUAUUUGUUUGUGAAAGAAACAUACUUAGCUACUGUAUUAGCUACUUUAGUUGCAAAAGACAUAACCAUUAAACUUUACUCUAUGAAUAAUAAAAUUAUGACAGAUAAAGGAUCACAUUUAGAUAUCAGGUUACCAAGUAUUACUCCAGCCAUAGCAUCAAAAGAAUGUAAGCCACCAAUAGUGAAAACAUUAAAAAAACUAGCGGUGAUCUCAUCACAUUGUCCUAUAUCACCUAUACCAGCUGUGAAAAUCACCAAGUGCGAUACAUUGAUUAUGGAUAAAUGCCAGACGACCAACGGAAAAUUCAAUCGAAUGAACUUGGCCAAUGAAAUGGGUAAUACGGGAGUGGAAAAUUGGCUUGAAAAAACUUCAAAAUAUCAUAGUCUGGAAAUGGCAGAUGACGAAUAA
Macrosiphum euphorbiae (potato aphid) is the source of this 1113-nucleotide messenger RNA. The record is from the annotation of a GenBank genome assembly. Lineage: Eukaryota; Metazoa; Arthropoda; Insecta; Hemiptera; Aphididae.